This is a messenger RNA of Angiostrongylus costaricensis, 213 nucleotides long. Lineage: Eukaryota; Metazoa; Nematoda; Chromadorea; Rhabditida; Metastrongylidae. The record is from the annotation of a GenBank genome assembly.
AUGACGUUAGGCGGUGAGACGACCGGUGCGACGCUAAAAAGUCUUGAGUCGCGCAGCACGUCACUGGAAUCGGAUCUGACGAACACACGCACGACACGCCAUGGAGAUUGUUCCUUACCUUGCACGCAUAAUGCCAUGACAUUCUCUUCAGACGCCAAUCGUCAUGCCCUACUUGAUGCAGCAGAUCGCAUCAAAUUCCAUGUGGCUGUGUAA